AUGUCCUACACAAUGACAGCUCCAGCCGGUGCUCCUGGCCAACCCCAAUCCGCCAGCGCAAACAACCACUACAACACCACAACGCCCACCGGUACUCCGACGACGGCGCAAUUCCACAACCUCAGCAAUAGCGGCGGCAAGUCCCUGCCCCGUCCGCCGCGCAAAUCAAACCUUUACGGCCUGGCAACCGCGUCGAGCCCGAACCUCAGCACAUCCUACUCGCGUCUCGCCGCCCCGCAGCACGGCCUGUCCAGAAAGGCCUCCCAGCAGGCCUUGACACCAAACUCUCUGGCCGCCAUCCCCGAUGACACAGAGUCGUACGCCAUCGGGACAGUCUUGAACGACUCUGAAGCGAUGCUGCCGCCGCCGCCGCCCCUGACCCCGGGCAGGCCGUCCGGCGAUGGCCACAUCGCCAUCGGCGACACAGUCGAUGUGCCUGGAAAUAUGCAUGGGACCGUUCGCUUCGUUGGCAAUGUUGACGGUCGCAAGGGAAUAUUUGCCGGCGUCGAGCUGCAUCCAGAAUUUGCGGCACGGGGCAAAAACAACGGCGAUGUCGACGGUGUAUCGUACUUUACGACCACAAAACCAGGAGCCGGGAUAUUUCUGCCUCUCACUAAAGCCGUCAAGCGAGACCUGGCACCGUCUUCAACUGGCUCGUAUCCCAUGACACCAAUGAAUCCUCCAUCCGGCCUAAAGGUCGGCAAUCAAAACUCAACAAACUACACACCUCCAACACCAUCAAUACCAAAAUUUAACCAAUCCACUGGCCCUGGCCGCGCACCCAGCCCUCUGGGCAAAAGGCCAAGCAGGCCUUCACUCGCACGUCCAGAGUCGCCCAUCCGACGCCUGCAGAUGACCCCCAACCCCCGCCCAGCCAUCGCUACCCCAGGUUCUAAGGUGCCGUCGAGGUACGGCAGUCCGACCAACAAAUUCUCCCAGAGCGUCCGCGGAACCGCCCCGGAUCCCGCCAAGCGGGCAUUGAAAAACGCCCGAGAUGCUGGCAUCGGCCCGCGGAGCGCAUCUGCUCUCGGAAACCGUGCACCUUCAGCUGCGGGGUUCACAGAUGACGAGGCUGCGCCCGUCGGUCUCAACCGGAGUGGUACCAACGGCAGCUUGGGUUCCGUGUCGUCUUUCCAAGCCAAGCUGCAGAGACCAGCAUCGCGCGCCAAUGGUAGAGCCAGUCCUCACCGUCGUAAUGAGAGUGAUGAGCUGGAACGGCUUCGAGUGGAGCUAGCCGAUCGGGACCGGCAGCUCAAGGAGCAGGUACAGCUGGUGGUUGAGAUGGAGACCAGCCUCACUGAGCUGCAAAACUUCAUCUCCAAGCAAGGAUCGCAGCAGCAGCAGCAGCAGCCACCUACAAGGCGGGGCAGCUCUGAAGAUGACAAGGACGUCACACAACUCCGGGCAUUGCUCCGGGAAAAGAACGAAAAGAUCGCAAUGCUUACGGCCGAGUUUGACGCACACAGGGCCGACUUCAGGAGCACUAUUGAUACACUGGAGAUGGCAAGCACCGAGACAGAAAGGGUGUACGAGAAGAAGCUUGAGGAGGUGAUGCAGGAGCUGCAAGACUAUCAAGAGCGCACUACUGACGUCAACGCUGUGGCAAGGCAACUCAAGCAGUUGGAGGAACUCGUGCAGGAGCUCGAAGAAGGAUUGGAAGAUGCACGAAGGGGAGAGGCUGAAGCCCGUGGCGAGGUCGAAUUCCUCAGGGGCGAGGUGGAGAGAACGCGGUCAGAACUGCGCCGCGAGCGCGAGAAGUCCGCUGCAGGAUCAAAUGGAGCAGGGGCUGGAAAUGGCAGCGGCACCUCCGUCUCUAAGGAACUGGAGCAGAAGGAGGACGAGAUUAGAGGUCUCAAAGCCAUCAUUCACUCCUUGAGUCGGGACUCGAUCCCAGGCAUUCCAGGAGAGGAUACGAGCAAGACGCCAACGUCCGCUCACGGCGGACCACGAGGUCACCUCUCUGACGACUCUGCUGGUGACCGCUUGGCCCGCGAGAGACUGGAGCGUGAAGUUGCCGAGCUCCGAGCCCUGCUGGAUGCUAAGAAUAGCCGUGAAGAGGAGAUCAUGCGCGAGCUGGACACAUUGCGUAAGGCUGGCGGUAGCGGCAGCCCCGUGCUUAGCAAGAACCGGGCUAGUGUUGCGACUAUCGUGCCCACGGGCCAAGUCAACGAUGGGUCAUCGGUGCGAGAUUCUAGGGAUACAGUCAUCCUCGCCGGAGACGACCAGCCACAACAGAACGGCCACACGCCGAAGGCUAACGAGCCGCGCUCCCCACCACGGGUCAAGACGCACGUGCGCGUGGCGACGCUCGACACCAUGCCUGAGAGCGACGCCUACUCCACCGCAACGGAUAAUAGCACCCUCUACUGCGAGCUAUGCGAGACGGCCGGGCAUGGAAUCCUCAACUGCACAAACAUGUUUGGCGGCAACGGGGCCGCAGCCGGCGGCAACGACAGCGUCAAGACGCCGUCGCCCACAUUGACCAAGAACGGCGGGCUCAGCCUGACGGUGCCGCACGACUCGGUCGACGCACCGGCGCCGCUGUCGCCCAUAAAGACCAAGACGCCUCCCUCCGUGCCUGCUGCGGAUGCCGCACAGGCCCAUCCGAGCCUCAUGGAGUCGGGGCCCGUGGCUGGAAAGGAGAGCGGGGUCAUCGACGCCGAGAAGUGGUGUGCGCUCUGCGAGCGGGACGGGCAUGACAGCGUCGACUGUCCGUUUGAAGACGUUGCGUUCUGA
Messenger RNA from Pyricularia pennisetigena, 2736 nucleotides. RefSeq lists its product as uncharacterized. Lineage: Eukaryota; Fungi; Ascomycota; Sordariomycetes; Magnaporthales; Pyriculariaceae. The record is from RefSeq and is a predicted model, not a curated record. The coding region runs from base 1 to 2736 and encodes 911 amino acids. The transcript has 2 exons.